Alosa sapidissima (American shad) is the source of this 4673-nucleotide messenger RNA. RefSeq names its product transferrin receptor 1b (gene tfr1b). The coding region runs from base 189 to 2498 and encodes 769 amino acids. The record is from RefSeq and is a predicted model, not a curated record. Gene Ontology annotation, biological process: iron ion transport; intracellular iron ion homeostasis. Lineage: Eukaryota; Metazoa; Chordata; Actinopteri; Clupeiformes; Clupeidae. The transcript has 19 exons. Gene Ontology annotation, cellular component: external side of plasma membrane.
GUUUACCGCCGGUGUUGAUCUGACCACUGUGCAUAGAGGUGCGUGCAGGCCAUAGAGAGGUCGAAAGAAAGACGAGGGAUAGUUUGCAAGCUACCACACUACAAGAGCAAGCAGCAGCAGAAGGGCCAUCCCGUGUGAAGAGGGCAAAUCAAGCAUACCAACCAAAACGCCAUUCUGAAUGGUCCUCAAUGGCUACAACAAUCAAUCAAGCAAGAACAUCCAUUUCCAAAAUGUUUAAUGGAGAGCCCCGUUCGUACACACGCUUCAACUUGGCCCAAAACUCAGAUGCGGACAGUAGCCAAGUGGAGAUGAAACUGUCAUCGGAUGUUGACGAUGAAGUUGGAAACCCCGAAGAUGGUCAAGCCCGUGUCACCUACACGCAGAGUCCUCUACGUACCUACAAGAACAUCUGUUACCUGGCCCUGGGCACUUUGGUGGUCUUCAUCUUGGGUUAUCUUGUUGGUUAUGUCAGUCAUGCUGCCGCCUGCCCCACUGUGCCUACUGAGGAAGGUCAGGAUGAAGGGCUGGAGGUUGCACCCCUUCCGAGUAUGAAUUGGAAUGACAUCACCAACCUUCUGGAACAGAAGCUGUCCCCUAGUGCCUUCUCUACUAACUUCAGUGACUUCUCCCUCCCAAGGAACGUAAGCCAUGAGGCAGGAAGUGAUGGAGAUAACGAGCUUGCUAAUAAAGUCUUGGGUGUGUUCAAGGACUUGAACAUGAAGUCCUGGAAUGAUGAGCAUUUUGUCAAGCUACCACAUCCAUCCAGUGACAACCCAAAUAAAGUCCUUUUUGGUACUGAAGUAAUCGGAACAACCAAAGGUUACUUGGCUUACAGUGAAGUUGGAACUGCAACGGGCAGAGUGGUGUAUGCAAACUAUGGUACACUAGAUGAUUUCUUAUAUUUAGACAAGAAGGUAGACGUCAACAGCAGUGUCCUGCUGCUAAGGGCUGGCAACAUCAGUUUUGCAGAAAAAGUUGCUAAUGCUGCUAAAUAUGGGGCAGUGGCAGUGCUGAUCUACCCUGAUCCUUCUAACUACAACUUUGCAGGCUCCACAGAACUUUACGGACAUGUCCACUUGGGCUCUGGAGACCCCUACACACCAGGGAUGCCAUCGUUUAAAAACACCCAGUUCCCCCCUGCUAGGUCUUCAGGCCUCCCUACUAUUGUAGCACAGACAAUUACUGCAGAUAUAGCCCUCAAGAUCUUCCAGAAGAUGGGAGGUGAUCCUGCUCCCAAUUCCUUUAAAGGCUCCCUCGGGACACCAUACAAACUGGGCAGUGUAGAUAACGUGGUGACUGUGACUGUCAGCAGUACUCUCAAUGAAACAGCCAUCCACAACAUAUUUGGUGUAAUCAAGGGAAAUGAAGAGCCAGAUCAUUAUGUUGUCAUUGGUGCACAGAGGGACUCCUGGGGCCCGGGUGCUGCAAAGUCCACUGUGGGCACCACUGUGUUGGUGGAGCUGGCCAGAGCAAUCUCUGAGAUGACCAGAAACGAUCACCUCAGCCUCAGGAGGAGCCUUGUUUUUGCCAGCUGGAGUGCUGGCGAGUAUGGAAGCGUUGGAGCUACUGAGUGGCAGGAGGGGUACUUGUCAUCUCUGAACAUGAAAGCCAUCACCUAUAUCAAUCUGGAUGGAGUUGUUAUAGGUCGUCAGAAGUUCAAGGCCUCUGCAAGCCCAUUGUUAUAUGAUCUACUGCAGAAGUCUUUGAAGCAGGUGAAGAGCCCAUUUAACACUGGCAAGACUCUGUAUGAUGAUCACGCUGCAUCAAACUGGGAGACCUCUAUACUUGAAGCUAUGAAAAUGGAUGAUGCUGCUUACCCCUUCAUGGCUCUUUCUGGCAUCCCAUCUAUCUCAUUCCGUUUCUGUGGGGAGUACCCGUACCUCGGAACCACCCUGGACACAUUUGACCACCUUCAGGCUUCCACAAGCUACAAGUAUGCUGAAUUGGCAGUGGCAGCUGCGAAUGUAGCUGGUCAGAUGGCCCUACGACUGGCUCAUGACCACCUGGUGCCCCUGAAUGUGGCACGAUCCGGAACUGAGAUCAGGAAGAAAGUGAUUGACAUCAACAGACGUGUCAACCAACUCAAGAAUGCUCUGGGGUUGAAUUCGACUCUGGCUAAGGGUUUGUCUGUCCAAUGGCUAAACACUGCCAUCGGCUCCUAUGGCCGUGCUGCCCGUGAUCUCCAGUACACCAUUGAUAACAGCGACCUGGAAAACAUGGAAAUGCGUCGCAUCAUCAAUGACCGCAUCAUAAAGGUGGAGCAUAAUCUGCUCUCUCCCUAUGUGUCUGUGAGAGAUGUGCCUUUUCGCCACAUCCUCUUUGGCUCAGGAUGUCACACAAUCCAAACUCUGCUGGACCAUCUUGAUGCCCUCAAACAGAAUGCUCCGGAGUCCGAUGCCGAUCUCUUCCGCAACCAGUUUGCCUGGGCUACCUGGACAAUUCAGAGUUGUGCCAACGACCUCGCAGGUCCUGUCUGGGAAAUUAAUAAUGAAAUCUAAGUUUGUUUGUGAUGACAUCAUGAAAGUGUGUUAAACCUAGUCCUCCAGUUUGAUCAAGAAAAACAUUUCUUCCAUUUUUUUGCACUCGAAGUAGCACUUAAUGAAUUUAUCUAGAACAUUUGAUUUUGGCUGUCUCAUUGCUUCAGUAGAGCAACAUAAGACAUAAGAAAAUAUUCAAACAACUUAGAUAACUUACAUGCAGCAUUUAAUUUGAGACGUUACAUUACAUUUCACUAUAAAUUCAUGGACAAAAUUGUAGUACUAAAUUAUGAAGAAAACAUUAGCUAAUAUUUUAUGAAAAAUAUCUAUUCUCAAUUGAAAUGAAAUAGCAGAUGCAGUAGUAGGUAUAGGGUUGGUUCUCAAGCACAAAACUGUUCUGACAAGACUACUCUCAUCUUGAAGAGAAGUACCUAUUUUUUGUUACAUCAGUCAUAAAACUGCACUGAAGUUCCAUAGAUUAGUCAAACUUUAAUCUGUCUUUGUGCAGCUUCACCCAAGUUGCGACAUUAACCUGCUGUAUCAUCAGAUUCAUGUUUUUGUUGGGGUGUUUUUCCUUUUUUUGUAUUCGGAAGGUCAGUUUGAUGUAAAUGAGAUUUCUGACACUGGCUGAUGAUGGGGGAUCCACAACCAGCCUCAUUGCCUUUUAGCACUGGUCUGAGACCCCAAAAACCAAAGCCCAGGUUGCUUAAUGGGGGGGGCCACUCUGCCUUCGCCAUGUUCUAAUGCAUCAACCCUACCCUUACCCAUAUGAAUUGUAUUUAUUAUCUAUUUAUUUAUCAGUGGCAGUGUUCACUAUAAAUAGUAUUUCUAUUUUAUUUUACAAAAUUAUCGGAAGCAGUGCCUUCCAUAAUUGUGACGGUUAUACUGUCGGUUUAUAAAAGCAGCAUCUGCUAUGGAAAUACAUGUUACCAACAACUGUUACUAGAAACUGGUCAAGGGUGCUUGAUAUGGAGGGUCUACCCAACACUAAAGUUGAUUUUUAAUUGCACGUGGUUGUCUGAAGAGUGCCACGUUGGCAGUUGUCUUGAAAUAUGACCACAAGCCAAGUGUCAAGGGCACAAUGGAGGUUAGAGUGAAUGUAAGAAAAUUUAGUUAAUAUUGUAAACUGAAAGUCAUUUGGAGCUACCUGAUCUCAAAUUGCCAAUUCUCGUCUUCACUUUGAUGGGGAUACGAAAAGUUGAACAACUUUUCCUCAACUGAUUUAAGCCAUUUCUGUGAUCAAGCAAUUUUUGGAACAUUGAUAUUUUCUGAUCCCAAAACAUUAUCGGGAGCAGUGUCUUCCAUAAUGUGAAGUGUUGAAGGUAGUUUUUGCCUACCAGCGUGUAUAUAUCGGGGGCAGUGUUCCUCAUAUUUCACUUGUAGGGUGGAUAAACUUAUCGGGAACAGUGUUUCCCAUAGUUUUUAUAUAUAUAUAUUGUUUUUCAUUUUUCUGAGCGUUGUUUUGCUGUGUGCAUUUCUUAAUGAUUUUGUUCCUUUAGGUCUGUAAUGUUUAGUGUUAACUAACUUGUCUAUUGUGUUGUUACAAAUCAGUUGUGCAUCCUUUGGUGUUUACCAGGCUACAAAGUGUAUUUUGACUAAAACAUAAUUUCUUACAUGGAAGACUUGAUGUGAUAGUUACACGCAUGCUCUGUAGCUCUGUUUUUCUAAAGAAAACAUAAGAGGUAAUCAAUAGUUCGGAGAAUUUUCAAGUUUGUCUUUAAUCUGAAGGCAUACCUCUGUCCAUAUUCAGACAUGUAACAGUCUUUCCUGUGUUUUAUCUAAUUUCAAGUCAUUAUUCAUAUAAUGAAUUACUGUCUGUUAAUAGUAAAGACCAAAUAUUUUCUGGAAUAUAUUUGAUGUAUCUUCAGUGGUCAUUGACUAGUUCAUGCCAGGGGUUUGCUCAUGUAAAAUGUAUGCUCAUACCUAUAAUGUACAUUUUAAUCUGCUGUUUCUUUCUGGACUUGCACACUCUUUUGCUUGUAUGUGGAUCUCUGCGUAUUCUCUGCUCAUUAAAUGCAAUUAUAUUAUUGUAGGGAUAAAUCUUUUUUUUUUUUUAACUGUAAAAUUGACAUUGGUAUUUGGAUCUCAAAUUUCAAAAGGUUAUAAGAUGAAAAUGUGAUAUGGGAAAAAAGUAAAUUGAGGAGAUAAAAAGUAGGACCUUUUCUGUCGCUUAUUUAAUAAACUUGUUCAACUUUA